UCCAUUUGGCAAGGUGAGCUUGGCAGGUGCCAAAAUGACCAUUGCAAAGGAAUAGAUUAAGUUGUCUACAAAUUGCUGCAUUUCUUCUUUCUCCUCCUACUGACCAAGUUCCAUUCUCGGCCAGUGGGUGGCAGACUCCACUCAUGGAGGCUGCUGGGUCCCAGGCUACGGUGUUAUCUGCAUGGCCAUUGUAUGAAUUCGAUGCACAUUCUACUGCACCAGCCGCCAAUGUGUUUUUAUCGUCAUUCUUCCACCUCAAUUCUAUGUCCUCCCACUCCAUUAGCAAGGAUUUGGUUCUCGCUGCACCACGACAGCGGACGGGCUUCCAUGGGUUCAACCAGGAGGAGGGUUCUUCUGGUCGAGGACGUCGAGAUCAAUAGGGUGGUGGUGAGGAGGCUCGUGAGUGAACUUAACGUGAUGUUGGAGGAGGCAGAGAAUGGCAAAAUAGCAGUGGACUUCAUCAAGCAAGGCAGAACAUAUGACCUUAUCUUCAUGGAUAAGGAAAUGCCUGUUAUGAAUGGCCUUGAGGCAACAAAGCAGCUACGUUCACUGGGAGUGACCACACCAAUCAUUGCGUUAUCUGGUGACUGUCUACCUUGUGAUAGAGACCUCUUCAUCCAUGCAGGGGCUAAUGCUUUCCAAGCCAAGCCGCUUUCGAAAAUUGAACUGGUUCGGAUUCUUACCGAGUAUGGACUCAGCAUCAGUCAUGCUUAG
Molecule: messenger RNA, 714 nt
Organism: Elaeis guineensis (African oil palm)
Lineage: Eukaryota; Viridiplantae; Streptophyta; Magnoliopsida; Arecales; Arecaceae
Product: two-component response regulator ORR41-like
Biological process (GO): phosphorelay signal transduction system
Source: RefSeq, a predicted model, not a curated record